Messenger RNA from Tauraco erythrolophus (red-crested turaco), 1575 nucleotides. Lineage: Eukaryota; Metazoa; Chordata; Aves; Musophagiformes; Musophagidae. The record is from RefSeq and is a predicted model, not a curated record.
AUGCCUCUCAAUGAUGACCAGACCAGCGAUUCAGAUUCUUCACGCCUCUCUGAAAGCACGGCUUCUUCCGGUGACUCUGAGUAUUCAAGACAGAGCUUUAACAGUGAUUCUUCAAGCAAACCCAGUUCUCCGGCAUCAGCAAGCCCUCCCAAGAUUAUUACAUUUGAUGAACUGAUGGCAGCUGCAAGAAAUUUGACAGACUUGACUCUAGCUCAUGAAAUUGCUGUAAAUGCAAAUUUUUGCAUAAAACAGGAAGACUUACCACAGAACAGCUUUGCAGGCACAGUGAAACAAAUUGUGCACAAGGCAUUUUGGGAUCAUUUGGAAUCAGAACUGAAUGAAGAUCCUCCAGAGUAUGAACAUGCUAUCAAGCUCUUUGAGGAAAUUAAAGAGAUUCUUCUUUCCUUCCUGACUCCUGGAGCAAACAGGAUUCAAAAUCAAAUUUGUGAAGUUCUAGAUACAGAUCUUAUAAGACAGCAGGCAGAACAUAAUGCUGUUGAUAUUCAUGGGCUAGCUAACUAUAUCAUCAACACUAUGGGAAAGUUAUGUGCUCCAAUAAGAGACAACGAUAUAAAACAGUUAAAAGCUACUGACAAUAUCGUAGAAUUACUGAGACAAAUAUUCCGUGUUUUGGACCUGAUGAAAGUGGAUAUGGCUAAUUACACAAUUCAAAACCUUAGGCCAUACCUUCAGCGUAACUUGGUGGACUAUGAAAGAACAAAAUUUCAGGAAAUUCUUGAAGAAACACCAAGUGCCCUGGACCUCACAACAGAAUGGAUAAAGGACUCGAUAGAAGAUGAAUUGUCAUCUAUUUCUGAUGAAUCGUCAUCAUCCCCUGGUGCUGAUAGUAGUUCUAAACCAAUUAUUAGUCCUACGCUGGUGCUAAACAAUGGCUACUUGAAACUGUUACAAUGGGAUUAUUGCAAAACAAUUCCAGAGACUCUAACAACAGAUGAAGUUCGUCUUCAGGAGUUGAGAGAAAAGCUCAAUCAAUUAAAAAUCAUAGCUUGUGUUUGUCUCAUAACAAACAAUAUGGUGGGUGCAGCAAUUGUAGAUGCGCCUGAUUUUGCUGACCAACUGAAGAGAAUCUCCGUUCCCCUUCUUGAAGGCAUGAACAAGAAAACCUUUGACUUGAAGGAGGCUCUGAAUGCUAUUGGUGUCCAGGUUUGCAGCAAAGUGAACAGGUCUCUAACUGAAAGAGGUCUUCCUACUCUUAAUGAAGAAAUGCAGAGUAAUUUAGUGGGUCAAAUUGCUCAUAUUGUUGAGGAGAAUAAUCCCGUCAGUUCCUUGAUUGACAAACGAAUCCAGUUCUUCAUGAGAAGCUUGCUUGCUCUUCCAAAACAGAAGGGAAUGCCUACUGUGCCAGGUGGCCUUUCCGUGAUUCAGACGGAGAUGGAAUUUCUUGGAUCUCAGUACGCAAGCAUUGUAAACUUUAAUAAACAAGUAUAUGGACCGUUCUAUGCAAACAUACUUAGAAAACUGCUUUUUCCUGAGGCACCAAUGGGGAAAGCAGAAACAGAAACACCUACCAAUUAAAAAAAUAGGACCUAUUUCUGUACUGCUUUUUUUACCUUU